Rhizophagus irregularis DAOM 181602=DAOM 197198 is the source of this 1338-nucleotide messenger RNA. The record is from RefSeq and is a predicted model, not a curated record. NCBI's taxonomy places the organism in Eukaryota, Fungi, Glomeromycota, Glomeromycetes, Glomerales, Glomeraceae.
AUGUUGUUACAUCACACAUUAACUAAUUUUAGAAUACAGUAUAUCAAAUACAUUAUUACUUGUGAAGAAUUCUUCCUUCUUAUCUGAUAAAGAUUUUUUGCAAGAAAUCGAAUUUAUAUUAGUAUAAUAGUAAUAAAUAUCAUAUAUCGUUUAACAGGUUAAUCAAAGUUCGAUUAGUCAUUCAUGAGAUAAUUCGAUAAGCAAGUCGAUCAUGGGGUAUAAAUAUGUCAAAAAAAUGAGUGAACCUGAAAUGAAAUUUUGAAUCCUCAUCAUUCUCCUAAAAAUGCCAUCCAAGUUCAAACUUCCGAUUAUUGAUGUUUCUCCAUUCACCACUGAUUCAAGUGAUCGAGCAGCAAAACUUGAAGUGGCUAAACAAAUUCAUAAAGCAUGUCGUGACGUUGGAUUUUUCUAUUUGACGGGUCAUAAUAUACCUCAAGAAAUUAUGGAUAAAACAUUGAAAUUAGAAAAAUUUAAUUAUAGUAUAACCAAGCAAGAUAAUGCAAGAGGAUAUCAAAGACUUGGUGAGGGUGUUACAAAAUAUCAAAAAGAUUGGAAUGAGGCACUUGAUUUCUAUAAACCAGUACCUCGUACUCAUCCGUUAGCUUUAAAAAAACUUCCUAUCGGAGGCGAAAAUCAAUGGCCUGAGAAACCAUCAGAAUUUCGUGCGGUAUUUAAUGAAUAUAAAGAUUAUAUGUUGAGACUAGGUGAUCAAGUUAUGAGAGCCAUUGCAUUAAGUUUAGGACUGGAAGAAAAUUUUUUUAAUAAAUUUUUAGAUGAUUGCUUUUGGGUUAUGAGAAUUAGUGGAUAUCCGGAUCUUAGGAGUGCAUCCGGAAAAGAUCGAGUAGGUUUUAGCCUCGGCGAACAUACAGGUGAUAAUUUAUAUUUGAUAUUUAUACAUGAUGAUACCAAAGGAGCCUUACAAGUUCAAACAUCUGAUGGUGAUUGGAUUAAUGCGGAUCCACUACAGGGUGCUUUUGUGGUGAACAUCUGUGAUAUGUUGAAUGUUUGGACAAAUAAUAUAUAUAAAAGUACUCUUCAUAGAGUUGUUCACAAAGGGGACAGUUACCGUGUAACUGUUCCGUUCUUUUAUGAGCCCAACUAUGAUGCUAAAGUAGAACCACUUGAGGCUUGUUUACAAAUUGAUCCCGUGAAACAUCAUGAACCCAUUAUAUUUGGAGAACAUUUGUUGAAAAAGGUUUCAGGAAAUUUUGAAAUUAUCGAUCAUAAUUUUUUGUAACUAAUCAUCGAAAAAUCUCUUCUUUUUCUAUUUAAUUUAUUAUUCUCUUUAAAAAAUUGUAAUAAAUAAUUUAUUAAAAUUGUUACUAUUUUAUAUUUUUA